Molecule: messenger RNA, 660 nt
Organism: Psilocybe cubensis
Lineage: Eukaryota; Fungi; Basidiomycota; Agaricomycetes; Agaricales; Agrocybaceae
Exons: 2
Coding region: 1-660 (219 amino acids)
Source: RefSeq, a predicted model, not a curated record
AUGGCAACUGAAGGAGAUAUCUUCCCGUCGAAAACUUGUGGUAUCCCUCUACGUCGUACGAGUGUACGUCUUCGUUGUCGGGGUUGGAAUCGCUUGCUUAAUAUGAGCGAGGAUUUUCUGGAGGCAGAUGAGGAUGAGGAGUCACUUGAGGAAGAGGACGAGGACGAGGAGUCGCUGGAUGAGGAAGACGAGGACGAGGACGAAGACGAAGACGAUGAGUCGCUGGAGGACGAGGAGUCAGAGUCGCUGUAUGAAGAAGACGAUGACGAUGACGAAGACGAUGAGUCGCUGGAGGAAGAGGAAGAGGACGAGGAAGCAGGAGAAGAAGUCACUAAGGCCCCAAGACUGAUGGGAAUAGCUGGGUCUGCGCGCGCUGGGUCCUCCUUGGACUUGUCACUGGAGUUGGCGUCCGUCUCCUUGUCAAUCUCACGACGUUUUGGCAGGGUAGUUGCAGAGACUGGUUGGGUGCCGUGGAAAAGUGCAAGUGCGAGUACAAUUGAAAGUGCGAGCCGGCUGAAGGACGGGAUAAAAAGUAACAUAGUUAAUGAGGAUGUAUUGGGUGAUGAUAUGAUAUCAAAUGUAAGAUUGAGAGAUAAAUCGAUAAUCCGUUCAUAUAAAGGGAAUGCUAUAGGAUAUCGAUGGGGUACUUUUUCCAAAUAG